UCCCCCUUAACUUUUGUGUUGUGAAGACAAAACAGAUUCCAAAAGUGCUCAAGCGAGUGCGUAACUACUCUCCCAUGUCCGAUUCUAUUUCUUCGCCGCCCCCGAUCAUAUCCUCCGCCGCCGACGACAUUGCCGGCGAUGAUGUCUGCAGUAUCUGUCUCGAGCCUUUCAAUUUCACUCAUGAUCCUCCCUCUGUGACGAACUGCAAGCAUGAGUAUCAUCUCCAGUGCAUUCUUGAAUGGUCACAAAGAAGUAAAGAAUGCCCAAUUUGCUGGCAGAUUCUUUCCUUGAAGGAUCCGGCAAGCCAAGAACUUUUAGAUGCAGUGGAAAAUGAGAGGAUCCUGAGAUCAAGACUCGAGGCUCCCCAGAUUAAUGAACAUGAGGAUUCUCCAUACGUGGAUGCUUCUGAAUUUGAUGAGCAUAUUAUUAGAAAUUUUGCUGCUGCAGCAAGCAGACUUCGUCAUGCUAACAGAAGACGAAGACAGAGGUCUGCUGGAACAGGUCCAUCACAAGUCCAUCUCUCGGCACGAGAGGAGUUUCAAUAUUUUGGCAGUGAGCCAUCACAAGUUAAUUCAGAAGUAUAUAUCCCGUCAACUUUUUUUAUAGAUCCAACUCCACCAAACAUGUCCUCGUCAGUUGGGAAUGUUGUUUCUCAUACUAUUGACACCAGAGAUGCUACAGUUGAGCCCAGACAGCAACCACCUGGUAGUCCUCCAAAUUCAAACAUUUCAGAGUCCAUCAGUUUUCCGGAGACUAUUAAAUCUAAAAUAUCUGCUGCCUCAGCCAGGUAUAAGGACUCAUUCUCAAAAGGCACACGGGGUUUUAAGGAAAAAUUGUUUGCUCGCAAUAGCUCAGUUAAGGAACUGAGCAGAGAAGUUCAUCGUGAGAUGAGUGCAGGUAUAGCUGGUGUUGCGAGGAUGAUCGAGCGCCUAGAUUUUGCCUCUAAAAGAACAGGAGCGCCUGCUCCUUCAUCAAAAAAUGAUGGUGGAAUCACAAACUUGACUUCUAAAGGCAAAGGUGUAGAUCAAUCUCAUCAUGAAACCACCAGAGAGACUACUGAUGACGUUAGUUCAGAUCCAAUUGAAGUCCGCCCUGCAGUUUCACUACAGAUUAAAAACUGAUGCUUGAGAUUGAUGUGGUCCAUGUGGAGAAUCUACUUUCAGUUUUGUGUUUAUCUACAGCACCGAAGCUCCUUUGUGCAAGUGACGGUCCUGAGAAAAUUUAUCUGUGAUCACCUCAACAGAUGGUUGGCUCGCGUCCUGCGAUACUUAAUUAGCAACAAAAGAACUAUAUUCAAUUUCUAUGAAAUUUGAUACUGAGUCUGUAGGUCUGAUCAGUGUUAAAGAACUGUAUGUGUAACUUAAUAAGAGCAUACCCCAUGUGGGAGGGUUUGAAGAGGAAGGAGAACUCACAGAUAACAUCUUAGCCUAUUAUCUAUCUCUAAAAGACCCAUGUGUGUGUUUACUUCUGUUUCAAAAUUUACGUUCUGAGAUGUAAGGAGCUACAUAAUACUAGCCUGUUGAAAGAUGA
Daucus carota subsp. sativus is the source of this 1530-nucleotide messenger RNA. Its product is annotated as E3 ubiquitin-protein ligase RHF1A-like. The record is from RefSeq and is a predicted model, not a curated record. Lineage: Eukaryota; Viridiplantae; Streptophyta; Magnoliopsida; Apiales; Apiaceae. The transcript has 8 exons. The coding region runs from base 75 to 1121 and encodes 348 amino acids.